Pan troglodytes (chimpanzee) is the source of this 4670-nucleotide messenger RNA. RefSeq names its product G3BP stress granule assembly factor 2 (gene G3BP2). Gene Ontology annotation, cellular component: cytosol; ribonucleoprotein complex. NCBI's taxonomy places the organism in Eukaryota, Metazoa, Chordata, Mammalia, Primates, Hominidae. The transcript is spliced from 13 exons. The coding region runs from base 667 to 2016 and encodes 449 amino acids. Gene Ontology annotation, molecular function: mRNA binding. The record is from RefSeq and is a predicted model, not a curated record.
GCAAACAGCUGAAAUCACCGGCUGCAUUUUAAGCUCGUCUACAGCAGCAACCUGCAGACACCUAGUUCAGAGAGAUUACUAAAUUCCCUCCUUCCCAUUAAUAAAAAGGACCAGAAUAUCAGUCUACAAAAGACACUGCGUUGCUGCGAACCAGCUCUCGCUUGCGCGAUCAGGAAAAAGGGCGGCAAGGCUGGAGCCUCGGGACCGGAGAAAGGCAGCCUGCUUGUGACGUCAAAUCAGCGGACUCUUAUCUUGGCUUUAGGCCGGUUCCGGUUCCCCGGCUUUCCGGGCGCGAGCGUGUGCGAGCGCGGCAGCGUACUGCGCGUGCUCCGCAGAGGGACACGGGAAGGUUGGGUCCGGCUCUGGAGGAGAUGCGUGAUUGGCUGACGCUGUGCUCGGGGGUUCCCUGGCCCUUUCGGCAGGGAUCUUCUUUGUGAAGCUUUCAUUCAAUGGUGUACCACAAAAGAUUGAAGAUCAUUUCUUUAAAAAGGAUAAAACCACUGGAAUCCAGGAAUGUAGUAGAUUUUGGUCCCCAAAGGAAAAAGGCACUGUGAAUAGAAGGACUUGUACGUAGUCUGAGGCAGCAUUGGACCUCCUGGGGAUAAGAAAUUGAACAAAGAUGCUAUUUCCCUUUACUGAAGGCAUUUGACAUUGUGCAGCAAAGAAAUGGUUAUGGAGAAGCCCAGUCCGCUGCUUGUAGGGCGGGAGUUUGUGAGGCAAUAUUAUACUUUGCUGAAUAAAGCUCCGGAAUAUUUACACAGGUUUUAUGGCAGGAAUUCUUCCUAUGUUCAUGGUGGAGUAGAUGCUAGUGGAAAGCCCCAGGAAGCUGUUUAUGGCCAAAAUGAUAUACACCACAAAGUAUUAUCUCUGAACUUCAGUGAAUGUCAUACUAAAAUUCGUCAUGUGGAUGCUCAUGCAACCUUGAGUGAUGGAGUAGUUGUCCAGGUCAUGGGUUUGCUGUCUAACAGUGGACAACCAGAAAGAAAGUUUAUGCAAACCUUUGUUCUGGCUCCUGAAGGAUCUGUUCCAAAUAAAUUUUAUGUUCACAAUGAUAUGUUUCGUUAUGAAGAUGAAGUGUUUGGUGAUUCUGAGCCUGAACUUGAUGAAGAAUCAGAAGAUGAAGUAGAAGAGGAACAAGAAGAAAGACAACCAUCUCCUGAACCUGUGCAAGAAAAUGCUAACAGUGGUUACUAUGAGGCUCACCCUGUGACUAAUGGCAUAGAGGAGCCUUUGGAAGAAUCCUCUCAUGAACCUGAACCUGAGCCAGAAUCUGAAACAAAGACUGAAGAGCUGAAACCACAAGUGGAGGAGAAGAACUUAGAAGAACUAGAGGAGAAAUCUACUACUCCUCCUCCGGCAGAACCUGUUUCUCUGCCACAAGAACCACCAAAGCCAAGAGUCGAAGCUAAACCGGAAGUUCAAUCUCAGCCACCUCGUGUGCGUGAACAACGACCUAGAGAACGACCUGGUUUUCCUCCUAGAGGACCAAGACCAGGCAGAGGAGAUAUGGAACAGAAUGACUCUGACAACCGUAGAAUAAUUCGCUAUCCAGAUAGUCAUCAACUUUUUGUUGGUAACUUGCCACAUGAUAUUGAUGAAAAUGAGCUAAAGGAAUUCUUCAUGAGUUUUGGAAACGUUGUGGAACUUCGCAUCAAUACCAAGGGUGUUGGGGGAAAGCUUCCAAAUUUUGGUUUUGUGGUUUUUGAUGACUCUGAACCAGUUCAGAGAAUCUUAAUUGCGAAACCGAUUAUGUUUCGAGGGGAAGUACGUUUAAAUGUGGAAGAGAAAAAAACAAGAGCUGCAAGAGAGCGAGAAACCAGAGGUGGUGGUGAUGAUCGCAGGGAUAUUAGGCGCAAUGAUCGAGGUCCCGGUGGUCCACGUGGAAUUGUGGGUGGUGGAAUGAUGCGUGAUCGUGAUGGAAGAGGACCUCCUCCAAGGGGUGGCAUGGCACAGAAACUUGGCUCUGGAAGAGGAACCGGGCAAAUGGAGGGCCGCUUCACAGGACAGCGUCGCUGAAGCUCCACUGUUGGCAAAGUCUUGGCAGUGAUACAUUAUUCAUCGUGUUUGCAUUCUUGUUAAUUUUUUUUUUUGGCUUUGGAAUGUGACACAGCCUUUUUGAUCAUUUCUUUGAUGUGAAAAGCAUCUUUGGUUAUCAGUUAAAUUGAGGUGGACAUUAUUUCCCCAAUUUCACAACAGGAUUCACAUUGUUAAUUUAUAAAUCUAGACUUGGAGAAUUAAGGACUGAGAAAUGACCAUAUCUUAAACUAUCUACGACAAAGUGAACUUAAAAGGACAUGCCCACUGAAUUCAGGUCCUUUGAGUAAAAAAAAAAUCUUCUGCUGCACAUUUUGUUUAAGUGUUACUGUUUCUGCCUGUUAAUGUUGGGAACACAAAUAGUGCAAUUUGUGCAAUUGGAGAAUCUUGCCUUUUUUCUUGGCUCCCCCCAAAAAUACAAACCAACAGAAACUUGUUAUGCACUCAUCAAAAUGUACUAAUGGGUACUCUGAACUCAUUAACAUUGACAUCUGCAACAGGAGGCAACAGGGAAAAAAUCUUUCAUCUUCUUUUCCAGUAGAAAAUAGUUUGUGAAAUGAUGAGGGCAUUUUAUCUGCUUGCUGUGACCAGCGUGUGUACACAUAAACCUUAACAAGACUACAAGUAUAUUCCAGAAGGAAAUCAUUUUAGUUAUGAACUAAAUAAUAAAAAUUAGAACUUCAAAUGCGAUGGUCUUGACUAUUAGACCAGAUUUAGUAGCUCCAUAUCUAAGAUUUUUCUACCUGCCCCUCUUCAGUACAGGGAUGGCUGGCUGCUCAACACACUCCUCCUCCCCUUUUUUCCUUUCUUUAAGCUGUGUACAGUGAAAAUUGUCUUUACUGUAUUUUUGUUCUCUGGUAAUGUAAUAAGCAUGAUGGUGCCUUCUAUUAAUACAUCAUUCCAGUCUUGCUGGUAAUUUUGUACAGUAUAGUGUAUGAAUUGCUGUGCUGCAAAGCCAAACAGCUGCAAAAUGUUGAAAAAUCAUCGAAAUGUAUAAAAAUUGCAGUAUCUUUAAAAUCAGUAAAAUGGACUAGCAUAUUAUUUAUCUUGUUCUUCAGUUAACAACUUUGUGUUCUCUGUGGGAGGGAGGGAGUCCUGUGUGUUUGUGGGGAGAGGGAAGGAGGAAGUCAGUUAUUUGAGUAAGUCUCUGGUUGACUUUUCUCUUAGCCUGAAUGUGGACGUUGAAACGUAUCACUUCAGGGCUUGGAAAAGUCAGUCAACUUGACGUACAUUUUUAGUGACAUUUUAAAAGCAGUCAGAUUCUAUAAAUGGCAAGUAAGCCUGAAGUGAGGAUACUGCAAUUUUCGGAGAAAAGAACAGCAGCUCUUUAAGUGUUUGCAUUUUCUAUUUGGGGGGCAGGGAACUGUCAUUCAUUUUGCACAAUUCUUGAACUGAUGUCAGCACCCGAGUGGCUCCUGAAUUUAAGUCUGGGACGACAUCUUUUAUUUUUACAUGAAUCUUUAAACAAUUCUGUGAGCAAAGUUUGUAGCUGCUGGAUUAUUGUCUGUCUUUAUAGCAAGUUCCAGUAAACCACAAGUAUGGCAAAGCUUAUCCAAUUUUAUGCUUGGAGCAGUCAGUACAUACCAGUUUCUGAUGUUUCAGGCAGGAGUGGGGUAAAUAAGUGUGACCACUUAAAGCUGCUCGUUAGCAUGGAAGACUUCUCCAUUCUAUCUUUGUAAAACAGACAAGAUAUGCACUUGACAUACUAGCAAAUUGGUUCUGAAUUAUGCAACUGUUUGCUAUUUAGUAAACUAGCAAAUGAUGCAUGUAUUUUGUUUUUCAUGUACUGGGCAAUAUGAGUAAAAUCUGUCCCUUUUUCCCCCUUUGAAUGAGGUCUUCCAUGUUUGAGGGAAAGUCUUGCACUAUUGCAUAUAUUUUGGGGACACAGAUUUUCAUAGUUUCCAUUUCUGGGGGGCUUAAGGAUUUUUUUUUUUUUCUGUUUGAAACAGUUUUAUACUUUCUGAUAUAGUACUUGAAAUUCUUACCAGAAAAUUACUUUGGAGUUUUGAAGCCUUUAUUAAUACUACUUUUAAAGAAGCAGUUGUUUUAUUGUCAAUGUUUUUUUUCCCCCAAGCGUAUUUUCUUGUAUUUCUGUUUCCAUAUAUAUAUAUAUAUAUAUAUAUGUAAUUUCCAAUUCAGGAUAUUGCCCUGCCAUCCAUGAAAACUGUUCUGGCACCAAAAGUAAUGACAAAUGUUAAGUGUAAUAAUAGAAAAGUAGAGCAAAGAGCCAUUCAGCUUCAGUCUUUACAUACCAUGAAUAAAACAUUAAAACAUCAUAUGGAGAAGUUUACAUGGUGAUUGUUCACCUGCAGUACUGUGGACUUUUAACAUUUUGUCCUCUUCUCAGUGAAACAGAGUAAAAAUAUUCAUCUACCAUUACUGUUAUUUGCUGAUUUUGUUUUAUUUUUUGAUGGUAAUAUUCUAUCCUUAUGACACUAUUGCAACCAAAUUGGCUUUACCAUCUUGGCUUUAGUAGGUAUAGAAGACAAUGGAUUACCAUCUUUAUUGCUGUAAUGUGUUAAGCAUUAUAUGCUAGUAGAAUCUAGUUUAAUUGUUUCAGGUGGAAAGUAUUCUUUGAGUUUCCAUAUUGAAUGUGUUUGGACUAAACAAACAAUAAACUACUGAUGUCUGCAGCA